Molecule: messenger RNA, 1749 nt
Organism: Phyllostomus hastatus (greater spear-nosed bat)
Lineage: Eukaryota; Metazoa; Chordata; Mammalia; Chiroptera; Phyllostomidae
Gene: CLYBL
Product: citramalyl-CoA lyase
Exons: 8
Coding region: 36-1058 (340 amino acids)
Biological process (GO): regulation of cobalamin catabolic process
Molecular function (GO): (S)-citramalyl-CoA lyase activity
Source: RefSeq, a predicted model, not a curated record
AAGCAUGGCGGGGGCGGGGCGCUUGCAUCGGAAAGAUGGCGCUACGUCUACUGCGAGGUGCGGUACGCGGAGCGACAGUGGCGGCGCUGCAGAGGCUGAAAGCAUCUCUGGCAGCUGAUGUGCCCAGGCUUGGAUAUAGUUCCUCACCCAAUCACAAGUACAUUCCUCGGAGGGCAGUGCUCUAUGUACCUGGAAAUGAAGAAAAGAAAAUAAAGAAGAUUCCGUCCCUGAAUGUUGAUUGUGCAGUGCUCGACUGUGAGGAUGGUGUAGCUAUGAACAAAAAGAAUGAAGCUCGAUUAAGAAUAGUAAAAACUCUUGAAGACUUUGAUCUGGGCCCAACUGAAAAGUGUGUGAGAAUCAACUCAGUGUCCAGUGGUCUGGCUGAAGAAGACCUGGAGACCCUCUUGCAAUCCCAGGUCCUUCCUUCCAGCCUAAUGCUACCAAAGGUGGAAGGUCCUGAAGAAAUCCAGUGGUUUUCAGACAAAUUUUCCUUCUACUUAAAAGGCCGAAAACUUGAACAACCUGUGAAUUUAAUCCCUUUUGUGGAAACUGCAAUGGGUUUGCUCAAUUUUAAGGCAGUGUGUGAAGAAGCAGUAAAGACUGGGCCUCAAGUGGGUCUUUUUCUAGAUGCUGUCGUUUUUGGAGGAGAAGAUUUUCGAGCCAGCAUAGGUGCAACAAGUAGUAAAGAAACCCAAGAUAUUCUCUAUGCCCGACAAAAGAUUAUUGUUGUAGCAAAGGCCUUUGGGCUACAGGCCAUAGACCUGGUGUACAUUGACUUUCGAGAUGAAGAGGGGCUUCUCAGGCAGUCCAGAGAAGGAGCUACAAUGGGAUUUACUGGCAAGCAGGUGAUACACCCUAAUCAAAUUGCGGUUGUUCAGGAGCAAUUUUCUCCUUCCCCUGAAAAAAUUAAGUGGGCUGAGGAACUGAUCACUGCCUUUAAAGAACAUCAACAACUGGGAAAGGGAGCCUUUACUUUCCAAGGGAGUAUGAUCGACAUGCCAUUACUGAAGCAAGCCCAGAACAUUGUUACGCUUGCCACAUCCAUCAAGGAAAAAUGAUCUGUUAAAUUAAGCUCUCGUCAUGUGGGCUGAACGUAUACAGUGGAUUUCUUAAAGACAGACCAUAAUACCCAAGGCAACUUGUUAGUAUGCCAAAUUGGAACUUUUCUCAAUUUACAGUUCAUGGUAAUCGCAUUUGUUGUCCCUGUUCUUAUCUCAGUGGCCACUUAUUCCUCUAAAAUGAACUUUCUUCUUUUUGGUUCUAAGUUCAUGAUUUUAUUAUUCAUUUAUAUGUUAUAGAUGUACACUUGUUAUUUCACAGGGAGAUAAAAUAGUAGGGAAAGAUAUCUGUGAGGGGAAAUUAGGUCUUUCCCAAUAUGCAUACUCCCUUCAUCCUCACGUUAGAUGUUUCCCACAUUAUUCAUUUGUUCACUUGACUCCAUAAAUAAUUUUAAGGAAGGCUAGGCUUUUAAAAAAUAAUAACUGAACCGAGGGAUUGUGUUUAUUUCAAUAGAAAUCUGAUUUUAAAAAACACAACAGAGAUAACAUAGAAAAGUUGAUUAAUGAUCAUAUUGGUUUAUACAGAUAUCUCAAAAAAAAUCUUCAGAACUGAUUACUGUUAACCUCCACCCCCCCAAAAUGAAACAUCCAUAAUCAUGUAACUGUUCAGUGGUGGCUGAGAAAGUCCACAUCCUGGAUGAAUGCUUUGGGUCGUUACCAGCAAUUAAAAAAUAAAUGUGCAUAAACACAA